CCGCCGCGCGCCCCGCCCGUCCGAGUCACGCUCUGCCGCGAGUCGCGAGUGAUCUCCAAGUGAUGUCGACUUGUGACUAGUGCCAUGCUCGUGUUACGCUGUGCUCUCCUGGCGGCACUCCUCGCCGCCGCCGAUGCUGCCUGGCAGGAGAACGUCAGGCCCAAGGUCUUCGCGCAAUUAGGAGUCGACGACACACACAAGUUCCUUGGGAACGAGACGCACACAGACUACUUCAGACUAUUAUUAAGAGACGGAAACUACCUCCUGGUCGGUGGCAGAAAUGUGGUGUACAAUCUCAGUCUUACCGACCUGACAGAGCAGCGUCGUCUGGUGUGGUACUCCCCAGAGAAUGACGUCAGAAUGUGCGUCGUCAAAGGAAAAGACGAGGAGAGCUGCCAAAACUACAUCCGAGUGCUGGUCUCCCUAGGGACCGGUCGGCUGCUGGUCUGCGGGACCAACAGCUUCAGACCGUUCUGUAGGGAGUACAGCGUCCAACGGGACUCCUACCAGAUGGAGCGGGAACGGUCGGGACAGGCGGUCUGUCCGUACGACCCGGAGCAUAACUCUACUGCUGUUUACGCGGAUAGCGAGUUAUACUCGGGUACAGUUGCGGACUUCAGUGGGAUGGAACCCAUCAUUUAUCGGGAGCCUUUACAAACGGAACCCUAUGACUCAAUGACUUUAAAUGCUCCCGAUUUCGUGAAUUCCCUAGUACACGGUAACUUCGUGUACUUCUUCUUCAGAGAAACAGCAGUCGAGUACAUCAACUGUGGGAAGUCGGUGUUUUCUCGCGUGGCGCGAGUCUGUCGGGAUGACCGCGGUGGGCCGCACCGCUUUAAACAAAGAUGGACGUCGUUUUUGAAGUCAAGGCUCAACUGCUCCGUAGCCGGGGACUUCCCUUUUUACUUCAAUGAAAUACAAUCAACAACGGAAUUAAUAGAAGGUGUCUACGGUGGCCUCAAUGCCCAGCUUAUCUACGGCACCUUCACGACUCCUCCUAAUAGUAUAUCUGGCAGUGCUGUAUGCGCGUUCAGCAUGCAAGAUAUUGCUGACACUUUCGAAGGCACAUUCAAGGAACAGAGCGCUAUCAACUCUAACUGGCUGCCUGUCAAUAGUGCUAAGGUUCCUGAACCGCGUCCCGGAACUUGUCAUAACGAUUCGAGACUAUUGCCAGACCAGACUCUUAAUUUCAUCAAAGCACAUGCUUUAAUGGACGAGUCUGUGCCUGCCUUCUUUGGAGAACCUAUUGUGAUUAGGACCAGUUUCCACUAUCGAUUUACGCAAAUUGCCGUAGAUCCACAAGUGAAAACACCUGGAGGGAAAGCAUACGAUGUUUUGUUCAUUGGCACAGAUAAUGGUAAAAUUAUAAAAGCCAUCAACGCCAUAUCAUAUGACUCCAAUAAAAGGGCAGUGCCAGUCGUAAUAGAAGAACUGCAAGCCUUUGCCGCGGGCUCGCCUGUUAGGGCUUUGAGAGUCGCAAGAGCAGGCAGAGACGCAGCAAGACUUAUUGCCGUCUCAGAUAGAGAAGUGCUUAGUCUCAGAUUGCAUAGGUGUUCUAGUGACAAAAUCAGUUCAUGCUCUGAAUGCGUAGCACUUCAAGACCCAUACUGCGCCUGGGAUAAGCAAGCUGGACGGUGUAGAGCCUUCUCACAUGGAGUUAGCAGAUGGCUUGACGAAAGCUCUUUCUAUCAGAGCGUCAGCACUGGCAGCCACGCUGCUUGUCCUCAUAGUAAAGAUGCAGGAGCUGUUGGUGGUUUAAGUUCUGGACUCUAUGAUGACGCGAGAGAAAAUAAAGGAGAAGUUAUAAACAUUGUACAAGAUAAAGAUGGCAAAGGGAGCAACAGCAAUAACGAAGGUCCAGAAGUAUUGGCAGCUGAUCCUCCGCCAGCUGCAUACUCAGUAGAAACCCUGGCUUUGGCCGUAGCAGCUGGAGCAUUGGCUGCCUUGGGCGCUGGGUUUGCCGCUGGUUACAUCUGUGGUCGACGAUGCAAGAAAGAUGAUGACGACAACAUGCCGUAUCCCGAUACGGAGUAUGAAUAUUUUGAACAGAGACAGAAUAUAAACAGAAUUCAAGCAGAACCCAAGCUUCUUCAACAAGUUGAAGAAGUGACGUACGCAGAACCAGUACUAGCUCCUCAACCAAAACCUGCGUCACCUCGAGCAACUCUCCGCAAGCACCCGCCAUACCACCCUCACCACGAAACGUUAUUCCAGUUCCAACCUGACGCCUACCGCCGCGACAACUUCGGGACGCUCCGCUCUCAUCAGGGCGAUGGCUACCGGCGCGGCAACGACAAUGGUUUCUCGACCACGCGCUCAGUGAAGAAGGUGUACCUCUGAGAAACAAGCGGGGCGGACGCGCGCGAACAAAUGCAUCAUCAUAAGCAUAAUACGCACCACCACCACACGUUGGUGUCGCAGCGCAGCAGCGGCUCGGGCUCCGGGUCGGCGUCAGGCGGAGGCUCGUCGUCAUCCCCGUCGCCGCCGUCGUCAUCGCCGUCGCCGUCCGGCGAGCGCCCCCCCACGCCGCCGCCCCCCGCGCCGCAGCCCUGCGCCUACAUCUACCGUAACUAGCGCGUCGCCCCGCACUCUCCACGGCAUCACUUUCUCGCCCCUACGUUUUGAACGGACCGAAGUGCCAGUGACCGUUCCCAAUUCGAAAAUGACUGUGGACUUUGACAUUCCAAAUUCGAAUGUUCCAAUCGUGUUGUAUCCUGGCUCGAACUACCCUCCUAGUAGAUAACGACCGACUUCGUACAAGAAGAUUGCCUAUGCAUUGUAUAAAUUAUACUUUCCACGCGCGUUGAUCGCGCUUUGAGAAAAACAAAAUUAUGUCGACUAUUAUGUGGAAAUAUAAAUUGUCACAGAUCGAUAUGUGAUGAAAAACUUUCUUCCAUGAAAUAAAUAUACGUACCGGUGAUAAUUCGUUAUCUAAAUCGAUCCUCCCGAUCGGGAGAAAAGUGACAAAAAUAUGUAUUUUUUUUAAAAGACGGAACAAUAUUAUCGAUUGAUGUAUGUGAGAUGAAUAAUGUAACAAAUUGUAGAUUGUUUAGAUUAUACAUAGUUUACAGAUAAUUUAGGUGAAUAUAUAAGUUUUUGUUGGUAACAUGUUGAUGAAUAGUUAAUGUAAAGUUGGGAACAGCAUUGCAGUUUCCCUUAAUUGCAAACUAUGUAAAUCUAGGUCUUAGACUACGGUUUUCCAUUGUUACACAUCUCAAGUAAUUUUAGUUCGUAAUAAAGCUGUAAAAACAGACUAAGGAAAACUGCAAUGUGUUCGCCAAUCGCUUUUUUACAUACCUACUAUUUGUAGUUACUAUGUCAUUAAGUAUAGGAAUGAUUCUCUUAUUCUAAAGUUCUAGUGUUACUAUAACUCGACAAAACUAAUGGCGGCGCUGUAAUCAAACGUAGUACAAUCCUUGAAGAUAUCGAGGAGGAUUCGUGACUCGCCUUAUACCAGUGUCCGGCUCAUAAGUGUUGCCUCGUUAUAAUAGAUUAAACGAUGAUUAUAACAUUAUAGUUGAAACCAAUGAACAUUAAAUGACACAAAAUAUGAUAUAAAUUAUAUUUACCAUGUAUAAAUGAUAUUAUGUAAAGUUCUGAUACUUAUUCAUUCAUUAAAAAGUGCUUCUUAUGGGUGUAUCUAGAUUAUUAGGAGAUCGUUUUGAUAAUUAUUCGAUAAUGUUAUAGAUUUAGCUAUUAUGUAUACAUAGAUACAUAGUGUUAAGGUGGGCAUUGUGAUGCCACAUUGCCAAUUUAGAUUGUUGGUGCAUCAUCGUGAGGUUACGGCGUGUAACUGUGAUCAUUAUGUACAUUCUGUGACACGAAAGACAUCUCCGUUUUAGUCUACUGUCGUCUAAAUUAAAAUUUCCAGAAAAGUGGGCCAAACGUUAUAAAUCCUUUUUCGAUAAAGACGUUCCUGUUGCUAUUUUGUAAUACGUGAAAGAAAUUCGGUAUGUAAUUCUUUAUAGGCUUUUCCAUUAUUUUCUAAACUAGCUAGGCUUUGUUUUACACUGAGUAAUGAAUAGUGUUCAAACUCAUCUUCGCUCAUUGUUGACAAUUGAAUGUGUGUAAAGAAAAUGUCAAUUCUAUUUGUAAUGACUUAGUGCCUAAGUAUGUGUGGCAAGAUUGUAUUUUGUACAUUACAAGAAUUCGGUUUUUCUUUUGUACUGACGAAAGCGCGGACGUUAGAUCCUCUAGAUUAGUAAAUAAAGUAUCUAGAUGACAUUGUUAUUACCCACUUUCUGAAAUCUUUAAUGAGUCUGGUGAAUUAAAAUUCACCAAAAUUACGCCCUAAUUACAAACGGU
Amyelois transitella is the source of this 4305-nucleotide messenger RNA. RefSeq names its product semaphorin-1A (gene Sema1a). Gene Ontology annotation, molecular function: chemorepellent activity; semaphorin receptor binding. Gene Ontology annotation, biological process: positive regulation of cell migration; axon guidance; neural crest cell migration. The record is from RefSeq and is a predicted model, not a curated record. The transcript has 17 exons. Bases 85 to 2340 code for a protein of 751 amino acids. NCBI's taxonomy places the organism in Eukaryota, Metazoa, Arthropoda, Insecta, Lepidoptera, Pyralidae.